Talaromyces amestolkiae is the source of this 1587-nucleotide messenger RNA. RefSeq lists its product as uncharacterized. Lineage: Eukaryota; Fungi; Ascomycota; Eurotiomycetes; Eurotiales; Trichocomaceae. The transcript has 4 exons. Bases 1 to 1587 code for a protein of 528 amino acids. The record is from RefSeq and is a predicted model, not a curated record. Gene Ontology annotation, molecular function: iron ion binding; oxidoreductase activity, acting on paired donors, with incorporation or reduction of molecular oxygen; monooxygenase activity.
AUGCGGCAUGUGUGGCUGGCGCAGUGCGUGAGGCGAGCUGAAACGUUCGUCGGCUCUGCAAUCUACAACUUAUGGUUCAGCCCAUUGGCAAAGUAUCCAGGCCCACUGUUCGCACGAAUCUCUGCUUUUCCAGAUUUCUACUGGUCUCUCACAGGAGAUCGACACAUGUGGAUUGCGCACUGUCAUGAGAUCUAUGGCGACGUGAUCCGCUACCGGCCUGAUGGUUUGCUGUUCCGCACGCCUCAGGCGCACCGGGACAUCUUCAAUGGCAAGGCUAACGUCAAACGGGCCAAGUUUUAUGAUAUGAUGACCCGAAAUAAGCACGACACAAGCACUAUCACGGGCACGGAUCCGGAGCUUCAUGCGCAGAAGAGGCGGGUUCUGAAUAGCGUCUUUUCGGACAAGUCGCUUCGGUCAAUGGAGCCGUUUUUGGUAAAGCAUGUGUCUCGCUGGUGUGAGCUGCUUGUUGAUGGGGACGGUGCGGCAUGGUCGGCUCCAAGGAAGAUGUCUGAUGUAUGCGACUAUUUGGUGCUGGAUGUGCUGACGGACCUUUGCUUCGGACAAAGUGUUGAAACCAAGGAACCUGGGGAGAAUCACUAUCGAGAGAUUCCUCAUGCAAUUACCUCGUUUCUUCGGAUCAUAUACCCUAUUGGUCAUUCCCCAUGGCUAAAUCUGAUUGUCUGGUUAAAGCCAAGGGGCCUCGAUUGGGUGUUUGACGCCAUGACUCCGCGAAACAUUCGGUUCCUGUAUGACUUUGUUAAGCAGUCGUUGGCGCAACGCCUCAAACUCGAGGACGAAAGCCCUUCAUCAGAGAGCGGGUGCCGAAGCGACAUGCUUCACUAUCUGAUACAUGCUAAGGAUCCGGCAACCGGUCGCGUGGGAUACACACCAGAGGCAUUGGAGGCAGAAGCAAUAAUGCUUACAGUUGCAGGCUCCGAUACUACCUCUGUGAUCAUGGCCGGAAUCUUUUUCUACCUUGUACGCACACCGCGUGUUUAUCGCAAGCUUGUCAAUGAGAUUAGGAAUACGUUCACCUCUCUCGACGACAUCCGUGGCGGACCUAAACUGAUGUCUUGCCAAUACCUUCGCGCUUGUGUCGACGAGGCUACACGAAUUGUGCCAGCAGGGCCCUCUGAGCUACCCCGAUUCGUACUCCCUGGAGGUCUGACAGUAGACGGCAACCACAUCCCCGAGGGUACAACUGUCGGAGUAGCUCACUGGACCUUCUAUCGCAACGAGGAGUACUUCCCGGACCCCAAUGUGUAUCGCCCCGAACGAUGGAUAGUAGACGACGCAGAAGAAGUUGGCGUUACUGCGGAAGAAGUGGCCAGAGCGCGCGCAAGUUGUUUGCCAUUUGCUGCCGGUACAACGGGCUGUGCUGGGAAGAAUUUUGCCCUGUUGGAGAUUUAUAUGACUAUUGCGAGCACAUUGUGGCAGUACGAUAUGCGCUUGCUGCCGGGUGAUCUCACUGGGGCUGGAGGUCAGGGGCAGGGCUGGGGGAAGAGGAAUCCAAAUACCUUCCAUGUUAAGGAUAGCUAUAUCAGUGUUAGGGAUGGGCCGAUGGUUCAGUUCAAGCGGGUUUCUUGA